Messenger RNA from Cannabis sativa, 2053 nucleotides. RefSeq names its product pectinesterase 2. The record is from RefSeq and is a predicted model, not a curated record. Gene Ontology annotation, molecular function: pectinesterase activity; pectinesterase inhibitor activity. Gene Ontology annotation, biological process: cell wall modification. Lineage: Eukaryota; Viridiplantae; Streptophyta; Magnoliopsida; Rosales; Cannabaceae. Bases 279 to 1874 code for a protein of 531 amino acids. The transcript is spliced from 2 exons.
AAAAAGUGUUAUAUUACUUGAUGAUUGAUGAGACUGUUAAUAGAAUUCAAAUAAAGGAGGACAAAACACAAAAGUUGUGUACGCGCCCACCCCAUUUUUUCCUCAUGUACGUAUAUAUUCAACUCAUCACUCUUCUAUAAAUAAAAACCAAACUCACAAGCCAAAAAUAUAAUUCAUAAACAAACCCAGCUAGAGUUAAGCAAUCUCAAAACCCCCCAUUCUUUUCCCUCUCUCCCUCUUUACUCUUAUCACACUCAUCUUUAGCCAUUCUCUUGAAAAUGACUCUUAGAGACUACAUAAAUUUUUCACUAAUUAUAGUUUUAGCACUCCUUUCUGCUUCUCCAAACACUGUUUUUGCUUAUUCUCUCGAAGAAGUCAAAUCAUGGUGUAGCCAAACACCCAAUCCCCAACCAUGCGAGUAUUAUCUAAGCACUUCCGACUUUAAUAGCUAUCACACUCAUGGGAGCAUUAAACAAAAUUCCGACUUUUUUAAAAUAUCAACCAAGGCCGCCCUGGACCGGGCCGUCUCAGCCCACAACGGCGUCGUUUCACUCGGGCCCAAAUGCCGUAACCCAAGUGAGAAGGUAGCUUGGGCCGAUUGUCUCGAGCUCUACGAGUACACAAUUCAAAGACUCAACGAGACCACUUCCAAAACUGAUGACAAGUCAUGCACCAAAGAUGAUUUCCAGACUUGGCUAAGUACGGCUCUAACUAACCUCGACACGUGUCUUUCUGGGCUUGUUGAGAUGGGAGACUCAGACAAUCUCCUGCCGUUGAUUAAGUCAAAUAAUGUUUCUAAAUUGAUUAGUAACACUUUGGCUAUAAACAAACCAGCUUCUGCUGCUACUGGGUCCAACACUAAUAAAGAUGGGUUCCCUAGUUGGGUGAGGCCUGGUGACCGAAAGCUCUUGCAGUCCACGUCAUCACCGGCUUCUCAGGCCAAUGUUGUGGUGGCGCAAGACGGCUCCGGCAACUAUAAGACGAUAAAAGAGGCGGUGAGCGCGGCUGGGAGUGGAAAAGGGAGUGGCAGGUUUGUAAUUUACGUGAAAUCAGGGACCUAUAAGGAAAAUAUUGAAAUAAAGAAAAAUAAUAUUAUGUUGGUUGGAGAUGGUAUUGGGAAGACUAUUAUUACCGGAAGUAAAAGCGUCGGAGGUGGUUCUACCACUUUCAAUUCAGCCACUGUUGCUGUUGUUGGAGAUGGAUUUAUUGGGCGAGACAUUACAUUCCGAAACACAGCCGGGCCAUCCAAUCACCAAGCCGUGGCAUUACGAUCGGGUUCGGAUCUAUCCGUUUUCUAUAAAUGUAGCUUUGAAGGUUACCAAGAUACCCUUUAUGUCCACUCCGAUAGACAAUUUUACAGAGAAUGUGACAUUUACGGUACUGUUGACUUCAUAUUUGGUAACGCUGCAGUUGUUUUCCAAAAUUGCAACAUCUACCCACGUAACCCACCCAACAAAACCAACACCAUAACCGCCCAAGGCCGAACCGACCCGAACCAAAAUACCGGGAUUUCUAUCCACAAUUGUCGGGUUACUGCGGCUUCGGACUUGAAAUCGGUCCAAGGCUCGGUUAAAACUUACUUAGGGAGACCCUGGAAGCAGUAUUCAAGGACUGUUUUCAUGAAAACUAGCCUCGAUAGUUUGAUCAACCCCGCGGGUUGGUUGGAGUGGAGUGGCAAUUUUGCCCUCAACACUUUAUAUUAUGGCGAAUAUGCCAAUACUGGACCCGGUUCAUCUACAUCGAAUCGGGUUAAGUGGUCUGGUUACCGUGUAAUUACUAGUGCAUCAGAGGCUUCAAAAUUUACUGUGGGUAAUUUUAUUGUGGGUGGCUCGUGGUUACCAGCUACCAAUGUGCCUUUUACCUCUGGCCUUUAAUUUCUAUGCACUCCUUUUCUAUAAUUUGUAUAUUGUAUUUACUUUUGUUCUACCACGUCAUAAUUAAGAUUAGUCUUGGUUAUUUAUUGUAUUUUAUUAAUUAUUUGUAUUUUUCAAAUAAUAAGUGAUCAAAGUUCACUUACGUCAUUAAUAAUAUAUAAGAAGGGUAUUGUACGUAA